Messenger RNA from Torulaspora delbrueckii, 1572 nucleotides. RefSeq names its product rRNA-processing protein BFR2 (gene BFR2). The record is from RefSeq and is a predicted model, not a curated record. The coding region runs from base 1 to 1572 and encodes 523 amino acids. Gene Ontology annotation, cellular component: nucleus; nucleolus. The transcript has a single exon. Gene Ontology annotation, biological process: maturation of SSU-rRNA from tricistronic rRNA transcript (SSU-rRNA, 5.8S rRNA, LSU-rRNA). NCBI's taxonomy places the organism in Eukaryota, Fungi, Ascomycota, Saccharomycetes, Saccharomycetales, Saccharomycetaceae.
AUGGGCAGGUUUGUUGCGGAUGAGAUUUCAGAGUUGGCUAAUAGGCCUGUGAAUAGAGAUAUUGACAUUGAGGAUAACGAUGUAGGUGUAUUCGAACACCAAGAAAACGGCUCAAGUGACGAUAACGUCUCUGAUCUCGAGGAUAAGGAAGCGGAGAAUGCACAUUAUACAUCGGUUGAGAAAUCUAGGCUAAGAGACGAUGGAAUUGCUUUGAAGGAUGCCAAGUACAGUGGUGCAGUGGGGUCUCGAGAAGACUUAUACGCGGAUGAGGAAGAAUCACAGGACCAAGGUGAGGGUGCAAGUGAGAGUGAGAGUGAGAGUGAGAGUGAGAGUGAGAGUGAGAGUGAGAGUGAUGCGGUGUCUUUGAAAACUGAUUCUGAAGAUGAAUUGCUAAGCGAGAGCGAGGAGGAGAGUGGAGCUAGUGAAACGGAGGAUGCGCAGUAUAAGAGAGAGCGUUUGGCGAAACUGAUACAACAGGAAACAAAUAGCGCAGUUAAAAAACUGUCAGAGACUACCCAAAGGGAUGCUGCGAAGGGUCUUUGUAUCCUAGAGCAGGGGAAACUAUUCGAAAACAUCAUCGACGUCAGAAUAAAAUUGCAAAAAGCUGUUAAUUCUGCUAAUGUUCUGCCCUUGACCAAAGAAUCGUGGAAACAGUGUGAAGAAGCUAAUAUUGCCAAAUUAACGAAAAAGACUCAGCAAUUGCUCGAGAAAGUGCUGGGGCAAAUGAUCGACUUCAGAACGGAGUUUCAGAUAAAGGAUCAUAUUUCUCAGGAGCCAGAAGCUUCCGAUAGGAAGGGCAAGAGAACUAUGGCAGAGCUCGAGAAAGAAACCGAUAGAUUGGAUGGCGAGUUGAAGAAGUACCGUUCAGCUGUUUUGAACAAAUGGUCUACAAAAGUUUCAUCAGCCUCUGGAAGCCAUGCACUAAACUCUACAAAAUUCAAGGCUAUAAACCAACCUUCAGACGUUCAGGUUGAGAAUCAACUAGCAGAUUCGGAAAGACUGCUAAAACGUACUUCUCUCAGCAGAAGAAAUAUCACCCCCGUACGAUUUCAAGAAGAUCUAUCAAGUGGCAGAUUGCCGCUUCUCAAUGCAGAAACCCCGGAUGAUAUUGUUGAAGAUGACAUAGACGUUCCUGCCAAUUACGAUCCGAGAAAGAAAGACAAUAGCGCUCUAGAUACAGCUGAGAAUCCAUAUAUAUUUGACGAUGAGGAUUUCUACAGAGUACUGCUAAACGAUCUGGUCGACAAGAAGAUACUAGAUGCAAAGAAUUCUAAUGGAGCCACGGCCAAUAUCGCCAUCACAUCACGCUCCAACAACAAACUCAAAAAGAAUGUCGAUACAAAGGCCUCCAAGGGUAGAAAGUUGAAUUACACAGUUCAAGAACCAAUCGCCAACUUCGAGGCACCAAGAGAUUUGGGUUACAAAUGGUCGGACGAACAAAUUGAUGAAUUUUUCGCUGGUCUAUUAGGUCAAAGAGUUGAUUUCAACGAAAACGAAAACGAUACAGAAGAGAACGGUAAUGCACCCGAGCUAGAAGCCAUCAAGAACGAUGAUAUUCAAAUUUUUGGUUAG